ACCAGUGCUCUCUACCCCGUAAAACAAACACACACACACACACUGAACUGUAACUCACAACCCCUCCAUCCCUUCCCCCUCGUUUAACUUCUACACCUCUUUGUGUGUCUGUGUGUGUGUCACCCGUGUGUGCGUGUGUGCGUAAGUAAGCAUUUGUGCACACGCGCAGUGUGCUUGCGAGUUCACAUGCUCACCAGCCACCCUCCAUUGACUAAUUGCCAAGAUCAACCCAUAUGAGUACACUCCAUUCACUUCCAGUGUUGUUAAUAUUCUGUGGCUACAGAUCUCCAAGCUGUUCCUGCAUGUGUUUAGAGCAGGAUAGUGCCUGCUGUGUCGGAGUCUGGCGUAGUGGUUAGCCCACCAGACUCCGGACCACAUAUACACCCGGCGACAUGGGUACGAAUCCCGUCUAAGCCCUUUAUCUCUGUUUCCCUCUGUAUCUGUCUACCCCUCUACAUUCCAACUUUCACUGUCUGUAAAACAAUAAAAUGCCCCCCAAAAUAUAUAUUUUUAAAGAAUAGUGUCUGUUAGACUGGGUAGUGGAAAAUAUGUAGAACUACUGUAAACUAUGACCUCUCCCAAAGACUACUGGAUAUUGGCCUCAAUCCAAAACACAUUAGACUCCGAAUCUGCUCCAGCUGCUCAGACAUGUGACCUAAAAAGAGCACAGGCUGAAUUCAAAUUGAUUCAAUCCGAUCCGAUGCUUUUUGCCGAGUUGUUAUUAAGAUUUUGAAAGAUUCCACCUGGUCCCAUAACUCUCAGUUGAACUCCCCUGUGGUAGAGAAAAUGUUCUGUCUGGAAAGGCUGAUACAUUUGAAUGGAACUAGACUUCAAAUAUACAGUCAGGUCCAUAAUUAUUGGCACCCUUGAUAAAGAUUAGCAAAAAUCUUUGUUAAAUAACAUUAAAAUGUGGCACUUAAUUCAUUGGUCAUAUGGCAAAUACUGCUAUUUGCCGUGACCAUAAAUAAUACAAUACUGAGCUAUAUUCUAUAUCCCAAUGCCCCAGGGCAGUGAUUGGGGACACUGCCCUGUGUAGGGUGCCGUCUUUCGGAUGGGACGUUAAACGGGUGUCCUGACUCUCUGAGGUCAUUAAAGAUCCCAUUGCACUUAUCGUAAGAGUGGUGUCCUGGCUAAAUUCCCAAUCUGGCCCUCAUACCAUCACGGCCACCUAAUCAUCCCCAGUUUACAACUGGCUCAUUCAUCCCCCUCCUCUCCCAUGUAACUAUUCCCCAGGUUGUUGCUCUAAAUGAGAAAGUGUUCUCAGUCAACUUACCUGGUAAAAUAACGUUUAAAAAAAAUAUUGUACGCUACAAAAUAUAUAUAUAUAUAAUAUCAUUUUAUACUAAUACAAUUGCUCAAAGUAUUUUUUUUCCUCAAAGUUAGGUGUGAAAAUUAUUGGAACCCCUAAAGUUUCUUAUUAAUAAAAACACAUCUAUGUUAACAUUCUACUUUUUUUUUUAUUAAUCUCAGUUUAUGGAACUGUAAAAUGUCCUUCCUUGGCUCCUUGUGUCACUGGGGUAUAAAAAUGAGGUAACAUGCAUGUAAAAUCCCUUUUUCCUUCAUCACCAUGGGAAAAGGCAAAAAACAGAGACAAAUGGUUGUUGACCUUCAUAAAUCAGGCAAUGGGUACAAACAAUUGCUAAAAAACAAAUAUACCACUUACCGUUAUUAUGGCAACAAUUAAGAAGUUUAAAACCACUGGAACUGGGGUAAACUUGCCUGGUAUUGGACGCAUGUUUAUCUUGUCUCCGCGCACAGUGAGGAAUAUGGUUUGGUAUUGGUCUGGUAUAUGGUCUGGUAUUGGACGCAUGUUUAUCUUGUCUCCGCGCACAGUGAGGAAUAUGGUUUGGUAUUGGUCUGGUAUAUGGUCUGGUAUUGGACGCAUGUUUAUCUUGUCUCCGCGCACAGUGAGGAAUAUGGUUUGGUAUUGGUCUGGUAUAUGGUCUGGUAUUGGACGCAUGUUUAUCUUGUCUCCGCGCACAGUGAGGAAUAUGGUUUGGUAUUGGUCUGGUAUAUGGUCUGGUAUUGGACGCAUGUUUAUCUUGUCUCCGCGCACAGUGAGGAAUAUGGUUUGGUAUUGGUCUGGUAUAUGGUCUGGUAUUGGACGCAUGUUUAUCUUGUCUCCGCGCACAGUGAGGAAUAUGGUUUGGUAUUGGUCUGGUAUAUGGUCUGGUAUUGGACGCAUGUUUAUCUUGUCUCCGCGCACAGUGAGGAAUAUGGUUUGGUAUUGGUCUGGUAUAUGGUCUGGUAUUGGACACAUGUUUAUCUUGUCUCCGCGCACAGUGAGGAAUAUGGUUUGGUAUUGGUCUGGUAUAUGGUCUGGUAUUGGACGCAUGUUUAUCUUGUCUCUGCGCACAGUGAGGAAUAUGGUUUGGUAUUGGUCUGGUAUAUGGUCUGGUAUUGGACACAUGUUUAUCUUGUCUCCGCGCACAGUGAGGAAUAUGGUUUGGUAUUGGACACAUGUUUAUCUUGUCUCCGCGCACAGUGAGGAAUAUGGUUUGCGAGGCAUAGAACAGUUCGAGGGCCAUAGCUGGAGAAUUACAGAAUUUAGUCACAUCUUCGGGUCUCCAAAUCUACAAUUAGAUGCCACCUCUAUGCCAAUAGGCUCUUUGGAUGCCAGAAAAAAAUGCCUUUAUUGUGAGCAACCAACAAAUGUAAACUCCUGGAGUUUGUUAAACGGCAUUGUUACUUUGAUUGGAACCGGUGCUAUGGUCAGAUUACAUGAAAAUACAGCUCUUUGGUCACGCACACCAAUAGUGGGUUUGGCGUCAAAAGAAUUUGAUGUUAUGGGGUUAUUUUGCUCCACUGGUCAUGGGGCCCUUUUAAGGUCAACGGCAUCAUGAACUUAGCCACAAACCUGGUUGUCUCUGCUAGAAGGCUGAAACUUUGCCGCAAGUAGAUCUUCCAGCAAGAUCAAUAACCUGUGAUUGGAGGAAUGGUCCCUGCCAAUGUGUUCUCCAGUCUCAUAAAGCCUUUUCGAAAAAGGCUCAGUGCCAUUAUACUCACAAUGGGAGGGUGGCGGAGUAUUGAAAACGGGUGCCAAUAUAUUUUUGUAUUAAUUGUUAAACAAAUCUCUUUCUCUGAGCAAUUUUAUAAUAUAAUUGUCCUUUUUUUUUGCAUACAUAAUAUAGAUCAGUAUUUAUAUUGUUAUGUUAUAGUCUUUUUCAAAUGUUGCAAGACAUUUUGGACCUGACUGUAAAUGUAAAUAUUAAAAUCCAGCUUUUUUUUCCCUAAAUCAGUUCUCAUAUUCUAUUCACAUUCUAUUCAUAUUCUCCUGGAUAUUAUUUUACCUUCCAAUGAAAUGAUCAUAAUAUAGUCGCAUGGAGGAGUGAGUUGUCCAUCAGUCUGUCUGUCUAUGUUCUAUGUACAGCCUUAAUAAAAUAAGCCAGAGCUUCAGACAUCCAGUACUACCCCCACCCUGGUUCCUCUCGCUCCCCAGCGCCCCUGCCUAGCCCAGGGACUCAGUGCUGUGUGGUCCCCCUCUACUCACCAACACCCAGAUCCUCCCCUUAACACAUAACAGAUUGUGAUUGGCAUCCCAAAAUCAGAUCACUUAGUAGACUGGUGAUCACCAGCCCUGGUCCUUGAUGGCUAUAGGGUAGUACAGGCUUUAGUUCCAGCCCAGCAAUAACACCCCUGACUCUACUUAUCAAGGUGUCUAUGAUUAUUGUUGAUGGCCAGUAGAUAUAGUACAUGCUGGUUUGGGAUUUAUGUCUGCUCACCCUGUGGGCCUAUAGAACGAUAGCUGGUGACUAACUGUAACUGUGUAACUCAAGAGUAUACACCCAGUUAGUAAGGAUAAAUCAAAUCCUAGCUGUAAACUAAGGACAGAGGCCUUGUUAAAACAGUGGUCAUAACCCUCCAUCACCCUCCUCUAUUGUCGUCUUUGUGAACCCCAAACCAAUAGCAACACCAUCACUGUCUGUCUGUGUAGACUCAAACACCCAUCCUAAACCCAUAUACCAACGGAAACCCAACAAACAACUUGACUUUAGCUUAAUCUAAUAAACUUAACCAAAGCUGAACCUAACCAAGGAUAGUGACAUUGCGUACAUGCAGUGUGUAGAUUCCACCGGUACAGGCCGCCCACGGUAGCACUGUCUCACAGAGACAUGGCUGCAGUUACAGCACUGAACUGCACAGUCACACAUUACACAGCAUUACACAGUCAUUCUCUACUCAGAUAACUAAGAUGCAUGCAUAGGCGGGAUUGGAGAGUUUUGGGGGGGGGUGCCGACCCCCCAAGCCUCCUAUAAUCUCGCCCAUCACUAUGUGACAUAAUCAUCAAUUAUGACCAUUAUGUUUGAAACCCAUAACAUAGAUCACUGAUUUGACAGUGUUGGAUAGGUUAAAGCUCUUCCAUGUCCAAUCCAGUCAUUUCAGAUCUUUUAAAAUCAAGCCAGGAAGAAAGAAGAAAUGCGUGUUAAAAAGCAUUCCAACGGACGUGUCUCGUCGUCAUAACCAGGGUUGGGGUCAAUUCCAUUUCAACUCCUUUCAGGGGAUGAAUUGAACUUUUUUAUUUGAAUUGUACAAUUCUCAUCGACAGCAAUAGAAAUGAAAACUUCAAUUCAUCGCAAUGAACUGAAGUAAAGUCGAAUUGAUCUCCAACACUGAAGUGGCAUCAUCCAUGUCAAUCCCCUCCCAUCACCAUCACCAAAGUAGAGUUAAGGCUUAACAAUCUCCAUCUCCCCUGCGCUCUGCUCACCAUACUGUGUGUGUAGACACUCCGUAGUCGUUUUACUGCAUGAUGUGUGUGUGAUGCUUUCACA
This is a messenger RNA of Salmo salar (Atlantic salmon), 4769 nucleotides long. NCBI's taxonomy places the organism in Eukaryota, Metazoa, Chordata, Actinopteri, Salmoniformes, Salmonidae. The record is from RefSeq and is a predicted model, not a curated record.